Molecule: messenger RNA, 1824 nt
Organism: Trichoderma breve
Lineage: Eukaryota; Fungi; Ascomycota; Sordariomycetes; Hypocreales; Hypocreaceae
Product: NAT, n-acetyltransferase, of n-acetylglutamate synthase domain-containing protein
Exons: 3
Coding region: 1-1824 (607 amino acids)
Biological process (GO): L-arginine biosynthetic process
Cellular component (GO): mitochondrial matrix
Molecular function (GO): L-glutamate N-acetyltransferase activity, acting on acetyl-CoA as donor; arginine binding
Source: RefSeq, a predicted model, not a curated record
AUGCGCUUUUCUUCGCCCACGACAAGCCGAGCGAAGAAGCAAAAACUUGAUCGGGAUGUCAUUGUAUCCGUUCUAGAGUCAUCCGCCACAAGGCGAGACGCCAAAGGCUAUCUUCAAAAAUAUGCUCUACCAAAGCCCGCAUCUACAGCCGGAGCGUCAAAGCAAGUUGAGCAUCAGCACAAGCCUCUUUCAAAGCAGCUUCAGGCCCAACGGCCCUUCGAUGUAGCCAUUGUGGUCCUGCGGAACCCUCAGAAACUACAGCCAGACACGAUAAACGGAAUAGCCAAGACUCUAACCCAGCUUCGGGUUCUUGGCCUCCUGAGCGUCGUUGUUGUGGAUUGUGAUGUAGGAGAGAGCCGUUCCACCUUUCAGAACGAAGCUUUGAAGCUCUGUGAGGCCAUCGAUUCGUUUGGCAAACCAGGCGCCAGGCUGGUUGAACACGUACUUGUUGGUACUUCUCAUUACCAUGGAGCUUCGCCUUCUCCUUUUUGGGAUGAUAUAUAUGUUCACGAUUAUGGUAUCCUCAAUAGGGCACUUCAGCACAACAUGAUCACAGUAAUUCCGUCUCUUGCGCGGAACGAUGAGAUUACUUCUCCCGCGCCUGCUGAUGCUCAAAGAACUUCUCUUGCACUAACGAGAUACUUUACGGGAAUCCAGUUCGAGCGAGAUCCCGAUCACAGUCAGAAUAGGAGUCUUAAGCAGGGUGCUGAACCGCUUGCUUCUGUCGAAAGAGUCAUCAUCCUUGAUUCAUUCGGAGGUACUCCUGUGCCUGGCCGUCCUGGCGUCUGUCAGCGAUUUGUCAAUCUCGAGCAAGAAUAUGACACACUUCAGAGUUAUCUGAAGGGUGAUGAAAGCUCAUUAAAACCGGAAAACAGUCGAUCUGGGGAGGCAAAUAGAUCCCAUGCCAAAAACAUCAAGUUAGCAAGAGAUACCCUCUCUCUAUUACCAGAAACAGCUUCCGUUCUCAUAACUACCCCAUUCGCUGCGGCCAACACCUCAUCCAACUCUUCGCCCCUGGGGCUGUCUCCAACACGAAACGGCGAGUAUCAAUUUGGGUUUGAUGGGAUGGUCACGACUCGCAGAAAGCAAAAUCCCCUGCUUCACAAUCUCCUCACUGACAAGCCGGUGUUCUCCCCGUCACUGCCCCUCCAGCGCAUUCACUCUCCGGAUUUGGCAUAUUUGAAUACGACAGAGUCGAAUGAUGCAACUCUUGUCAAACGGGGUAUGCCACUAGCCAUCUACCCCGAUCCAAGAAGGGCGCCAUGGAGUCCUCCGGCUCCUGGAGAGCGUCGUCUGCAGCUGUCAGACAAAGAGAUCGAUUUGAAGCGACUUGUCACUCUGAUUGAGGAUUCUUUCGGCCGCAAGCUAGACGUGGAUGAUUACCUGCGGCGCACGAAUGAGAACCUGGCUGGAGUCAUCAUUGCGGGAGAAUACGAAGGAUGUGCCAUUUUGACCUGGGAGAAACCCAACGACAUCGACCCUCAGGCGGCCUAUGAGCAGGGGCGCUUCGUUCCAUAUCUCGACAAAUUUGCCGUCCUCCGGAGCCGUCAAGGCAGUGGAGGGGUUGCCGACAUCAUAUUCAAUGCCAUGGUCCGAGACUGUUUUCCUGACGGCGUGCUUUGGAGGAGCAGGAAGGAUAACCCCGUUAAUAAGUGGUAUUUUGAGCGGUCGGUAGGGACCAGUAAGCUGGCAGGGUGCAAUUGGGCGAUGUUUUGGACAACUCUGGAGCUGAGCGCCAGGGGGCAAAAGCUGAAAGAUUAUGAAGCAGUGUGUAGAGAUAUUAUGCCAUCGUGGGCGGAUAAUGUUCGUAAUGGCAUGGAAUAG